AUGCCCACUCGCAAUAAAGAUAGGGUAUAUGUCGCCCUCUACGCGCGUGGAGGGAAUGAGCCAAACACGUAUCACUGGGCAAUUAUCGUUGGGCCUAAGAAGGAAGGGGAUGGGAAACUCGGCUAUCGCUACCAUGUGAAGCAUGUGCUUGUUCCAGCCGCCCUGGGUCAAGUGAAAUGGGAGUAUCAAGCCAUCGAGAUACCUCUUUUUCAGACAGCCAUGUUACUCGGCCGGAUUAUGGUUGCCAAAGUCACCGAUGGCGCCCAGCUACAUCGCUCCUUAGCUGCAGUUCCAAUCAUACAAAACAACCCGGAGUGGACAUGUCGAACUUGGGUAAAAGAUGCCGUUGCGUCUUUAGAAGCUGAUGGGAAAAGUCUGGGAACACGAGUCACAAAUUGGGAGGAAAUAGAGAAGACUGCCAAUGAAUACAUUGAAACAAAACGCCAGCAAAGGCGAUAUGACGUUCAGACUGUUCCGACGUUUGAUCUUAUUCAGAAGAAAGAGACCAUCCCAUAA
Molecule: messenger RNA, 516 nt
Organism: Ophidiomyces ophidiicola
Lineage: Eukaryota; Fungi; Ascomycota; Eurotiomycetes; Onygenales; Onygenaceae
Exons: 2
Coding region: 1-516 (171 amino acids)
Source: RefSeq, a predicted model, not a curated record